Microthlaspi erraticum is the source of this 354-nucleotide messenger RNA. Lineage: Eukaryota; Viridiplantae; Streptophyta; Magnoliopsida; Brassicales; Brassicaceae. The record is from the annotation of a GenBank genome assembly.
AUGCUGCAAAUGCAUAUCAUACGAAUCUGCUGCCGUGAAGAGGUGGAGGCAGAAGAUGGAUUACCAUUCGGCUACAUGGCCAAGGGAGCUCAGCUGAGCAAGGAAUAUGUAAUAGCAAUGAAGAGGCAAAAGUCUGGAAUCGGGUGGGCAGAGGAAGCUUCACUUGGUUCUCGGUCUGCACUGCACGCUUUUGGACACCUGUCACAUCGCGAGGCUGACAUAGACGUGAUGAUAUGGGGAGUUUCACCAAGAGAUAUGCACGGUCAAGUUACGGCCUAUCGUUCAUCAGUUUCUGCGCGAAAGCAGACGAGCUGUUUGAAUGCAUGUCUACGCAUACAUUGGCUGAAGCACUAG